Messenger RNA from Cordyceps fumosorosea ARSEF 2679, 201 nucleotides. RefSeq lists its product as hypothetical. The record is from RefSeq and is a predicted model, not a curated record. The coding region runs from base 1 to 201 and encodes 66 amino acids. NCBI's taxonomy places the organism in Eukaryota, Fungi, Ascomycota, Sordariomycetes, Hypocreales, Cordycipitaceae. The transcript has a single exon.
AUGCUCGACAGAACAACCACCUUUGCAAAGGAGGAGGAGCUUGGCGCAAUUCAGUCUCCAGACAUUUGGGGUAUCUGGAUUGCCCUGAUUACCUUACUCUGUAUGACGGAUCACACCUUCAUUGGUGGACUCUUACUCGUAAAACGCGAGCUGGAGGUUGAACCUAGCGGCGCCAGGCCCGAAUCUGCUCAGGCUGCUUAA